This is a messenger RNA of Brugia pahangi, 318 nucleotides long. The record is from the annotation of a GenBank genome assembly. Lineage: Eukaryota; Metazoa; Nematoda; Chromadorea; Rhabditida; Onchocercidae.
AUGGCCAAUCGCAAUCACAGCGUCAGUAAGAUUGAAUUCCCUAUGACUUUAUCCACAAAAAACUCCCACGAAGGAGUAUGCCCAUCCUCAUCUAAUACUUUCCAAGGAACUUUCUAUCCAAAAGCCACCCAUCCUAACAACGACAACCGCUCGCUACGAGUCAGGUCGUACGUCCACAAAGUAGAAAAUAUAAGACUCGGUGCUGAUACUAACGAAGCUAGAUUUCAUGCGGAGUUGCAUACCGGGCUGGGGGAGCGAUAUAUUUCGAAUUUGAAACGAGCGGGACAUGGAGGAACUGUUGGUUGCAUCAAUCAAUGA